Molecule: messenger RNA, 480 nt
Organism: Lathyrus oleraceus (garden pea)
Lineage: Eukaryota; Viridiplantae; Streptophyta; Magnoliopsida; Fabales; Fabaceae
Exons: 4
Coding region: 178-480 (100 amino acids)
Source: RefSeq, a predicted model, not a curated record
UUUACCCUAUACCCCUACAAUUGUACCCAUACCCCUACAUUUAAAUUUUUUUGACCAAAAUACCCUCAUAUAAAUAGGGUAUAUUUUCCGUUUCAAAAUUUUUUUACCAUUUUCGUUGAAGACUUCCGGAGAAGAAAAUUUUUUGGCGUUUUUGCAUUGUAUACCGGAACACUUAAGAUGGUUCGAAGAAGAGGUGCAGAUGGCCGGAUUCCAGUCCGCACGUUAGACCGGGGUGCAUCUUCAUCUGCAGCUGCAGCUGAGCCGACUGGAUAUCCAGGAGGGCCGUACGAUACAUCGCUUUUGGUGAAGUACGAGCAUCAUGUUGCUCGACAUAUAUGGUUCGGUGAGGAAAGAGGACCAAAGAAAGAGUUGAAGGUUGCCGGACAUGGACUGAAGUUGAAUUCUAGGGUUCCAUUGUCGAUUCCAACCUCUUCACCGCAGAGAACGAUUUAUGUUGAAAAAUGGAUUGCUGCUUAUUGA